AUGAGUCAAGUGAAAAAGGUUACGGAGUCUGACCGAGAAGUUAAAAGGAUGAAUUACCGUCAUUCACGGAACAGUGCGAGUUCCCGUUUACAGUUACCUGUAGCAUCAGAAAAGUGCGAAAAGACGCUUUGCGAUAGCACAAAAAUCAAGGAUGUUUCGCCACUAACAGCAACUGUAAUAGAACCACCAAUGGAAGCUAAUAGUGAGAAUACUGAGAAAGAGCGUACUCUUGAUGAUACUGAUGAAGGAUAG
Molecule: messenger RNA, 252 nt
Organism: Enterobius vermicularis (human pinworm)
Lineage: Eukaryota; Metazoa; Nematoda; Chromadorea; Rhabditida; Oxyuridae
Source: the annotation of a GenBank genome assembly